GCAUGUGUUACGCAUAUAUUUUAUCACGUUUUAAAUUUAGAAAAUUUGAUACUUUUAUAACACUAUUAGAUCAUGGAUCGGAAUAAAUCCAAAACACUUUUGAAAGUUUUGGAAUUUAUAGAAGCUACUACCCGAUUAUGGGGCAUUCUAACCAUGAUAGUUAUGUGGGGUGUUGGAACCGAUUUGACAAUGCACAAACAUGGACUAGGGGCAUAUUUAUUGUUCAUUGCAGUGCUUCUCACAAUUUUUGAGACUUCAUUUGCUAUAAAUAUCUAUUUGGAUUUAAUCAUAAAAGAUGAGAAGAAUUUGUGCUAUCAAUUUUGGCAACGUGUUCAGUGGCUGGACAUGUGGAAAAAGACAGUUUUAUAUUUUUUUCUUUCCAUUUUUUGCUUCAUGAAUCCUCAUGAAUUGUGGUUAGCUACAAUCGGGGGGAGCAUGUUGAUAGUGCUGGCCUUAUUAUAUCUUAUAUUUACUUAUAAAAUUCAUUUAAGUGAACAGGAAACCAUGAUGUUUGAUAAAGAAUGCUCAUAUGAUAGGUUUGAAGAUCUUCAAGAUGAAAUUGAUGACAGCCUUCCCUCCCCAAACUGUGGCAAUGUUGGUGAUCAAGACACUAUUCUGCGUGUUUGAAUAAUUUGUUAUGCCUUUUAUUCUACAAGCCAAAGAACAGAUGGAUUCUGUUAUAUUCAGCAUGCUUCUACUGCUGCAUUUUGUACUGUGGACAGCUGCUCGAUUCUUUGCUGCCUUCUGUAGAAAUCAUCCAGUAUUCAUCCAUUCAUAGUUAUUAUUUUUCUGAAAGGUUUGUUUCUGAAAAUAUUAUUAUUGUUGUAUAUCGACUUGUUAUUAAUUUUGUCACCGGUGAUUUUCAACUAGCUAACUAUAUUAGGCUUGGUAUAUUUAUUUUUAUUAUGAAAAGUUGCUGAUAUAAUUUGGAUAUGUUGUAUGUGAUUACUCAGUUAUUGGAGCUUAAAGUUCAGUAUUAAAUUCAUCAU
Messenger RNA from Argiope bruennichi, 989 nucleotides. RefSeq names its product transmembrane protein 72-like. Lineage: Eukaryota; Metazoa; Arthropoda; Arachnida; Araneae; Araneidae. The transcript has 6 exons. The coding region runs from base 73 to 627 and encodes 184 amino acids. The record is from RefSeq and is a predicted model, not a curated record.